AUGAUCUGGUGGAUAUAUCUAAUGUCCCACAUCUGCAUGCAGAUUGUGCCCAAUCAGAGCUUGGCCAUAGAAGCUAUUAAUGCAUUAUCAAAGGAGGGUUCAGUCCCAAAAGAAUUUCAAAACAAAGGAAAUCAAAGUGCUUUGCGUUUGUAUGCCGAUUGGGGCUACACCAUGGACUCGAAAAAGCCCCUGAAGCAGCAGUGCCGCUCAACGGGCUACCAAAAUGAAUUUUCUUGGGUUGCUGUUAAGAACAGAAACCGAGUGAUCGAGGAACCUCGCCGGUUUUUAAAGGAUCUGCGUAGUGAUAUGUACAAAAAUGCGGAUGCUGAGAAAUGCCAUCAGCCGGAAAUGCGGAAUGUUCAGGAAUUUCUCGAGUGCCAAGUGCGCAGGCAUAUGCGACUGGAGUUGCACAUUCCCAAGUAUCCCAAUGUUCCAACAUAAUGCCAUUAAAAAGGUACAAUUA
Drosophila teissieri is the source of this 463-nucleotide messenger RNA. RefSeq lists its product as uncharacterized. The coding region runs from base 1 to 441 and encodes 146 amino acids. The record is from RefSeq and is a predicted model, not a curated record. Lineage: Eukaryota; Metazoa; Arthropoda; Insecta; Diptera; Drosophilidae. The transcript is spliced from 2 exons.